UCCUGGGCCCAACUGGCGAUGCAGGUGACUUAACGCUCGAAGCGGUGCUUCUUCCUACUCUCGUCAGUCAUUCAUCCCCUUCCAGACCGUGGCUGUGUGGAGCGGCAUUUCGCCAUGGAUGGCCUCGAGUUCUUCUUUGAGGAAGCAGAAUCAGGAUUGGUUCCUAAAGCUCAUGCGGGAGAUUUAUUGGGUGGAGGAAUCGAUGUUGUGGAGUCUGUGGUUGCUUCCAUCCAUGAAGGUCACGGGUGCUCCUCUGGUGUGAUUUCUUCUGAGCCGAUGGAUGACAGCAGCGCCAAAGAGCAGUUCCGAGUGGUGGGCGUGAAUUUCGGCUCAUACAACAACGGUGGGAGCGAAGUGGUUGGCGACUCGAACGAUAUGGCGGCUGAGGAAACUUCCUAUGCGUCAAUGGGAGAUGAGGGAGAUGCAGAGGGGGUCGUCGUCAACAAAUCAAAGGCCUCGUGUUGGACUCGACGUGUCAGGAUUGGCAACGCGCCAGAAGAGAGGGAUGCCAACCCAAGCAGAGCCCGUGCCCUCGAGGCUUCAAUGAGAGCUUAUGCAGACAACAAGGUUGACACGGUUGUUAACCCGGCGAUCGGAACUAGUUUUGACACGGUUGAAGAAGCGUAUGCGUUUUACAACCUAUAUUCCUGGGAGACGGGGUUUGGCGUUCGGUAUGCCAAAAGCAGGUUGAACGUCCAUCAGAAAAAGUGCAUACAUGAGUUUGUAUGCACGUGUGCGGUAGGAUGAUUCAUUAAUUCAGACAACACUAAAAGUUUCCCCGCCACUGCUGUCGUGGUACUAAGUCUGACAGUAGAAUAGGGGGUAGGUAUGAAGAGGCAAGAUCCUAGCUAUGGAGUAGUUGUAUACGCAAGAGAUUUACGAGUUCAGGCCCUUCUCGGAGGAAGUAACACCCUACGUCUCGGAGCCCGAAGGCGGUCGACUAGAUUAUAUGCGUAUGAAUUACAGAGGUGCCAACCCCUCUGCCAGUGGAGGGGGGUGGCUUAUAUAGAGGAUGCCAAGACCCCACCCAGCCCACGUAGCGGAGGGUUUAAAGUACAUUAAGGCCUGGCGUUACUGAUAACGCCUUAC
This is a messenger RNA of Triticum aestivum (bread wheat), 1089 nucleotides long. RefSeq lists its product as uncharacterized. The transcript has 3 exons. The record is from RefSeq and is a predicted model, not a curated record. Bases 115 to 747 code for a protein of 210 amino acids. NCBI's taxonomy places the organism in Eukaryota, Viridiplantae, Streptophyta, Magnoliopsida, Poales, Poaceae.